GCAAUUUCAUCAGAAUGGAAAAAAAUGGAACUUGCCCAUACUGACAACCAAAUUAUUCUGAUGGGAGAUUUCAAUAUUGACAUGUUGCAAGAAUCCAGGAGAAGGUGUGAUUGGCUGAAUUUUUUGAAUUCUUACAAUAUUAAACAAAAUGUGUUCGAACCAACUAGGAUAACCCCAACAACUUCAACAUGCUUAGAUGGCGUGUACACUAAAGUUGAUUGCCAAGCUUCUACUAAUGUCAUACAUUAUCAUGUUUCAGACCAUGCUGCACAAAAAAUUACAUUUGGAACUGAUUGCAAAAAGCAACACGUCCACAGACGAAUUUUCUCACACGAAAAUCGAGAAAAACUCAAAAAAUUUCUAGCUGAACAAGACUGGACACCAGUCUACAAUAUCAGUAGGGAAGAUGUUGAUUUACAAUUCAACACAUUUCUAGAACUGUACCAAAACAAUUUGAACAGAGCGUGUCCAUUAGUUAGGAUCACAAAAGAAUCCAAGCACCUAAAAAAUUUGACAACUGAUCCCACAAUCAAAGAAUUAAAGAAUAGGCUUGACAUCUUGCUGCUCCUAAGUCAGAAAGAUUCAGCAUUCAAGAAGGAAUAUAGUGAAAUUAAAAAGCAGUAUGAUAGUGCACUCAUCCAACAGAAAAAAGCUAAGUUUGAAAAAAUAAUAGAAGAUUCUGAUAAUAAAAACAAAGCCAUCUGGACAGUAAUCAAUUCCCUGAAGAACAAUGCCAAAAGUAAUUUUUUCCAUCCGAUGAUAGGAGUCCAAAUGUAA
This is a messenger RNA of Coccinella septempunctata (seven-spotted ladybird), 777 nucleotides long. RefSeq lists its product as uncharacterized. The coding region runs from base 25 to 777 and encodes 250 amino acids. The transcript has 2 exons. The record is from RefSeq and is a predicted model, not a curated record. NCBI's taxonomy places the organism in Eukaryota, Metazoa, Arthropoda, Insecta, Coleoptera, Coccinellidae.